GCGGUCCGACCAUGUCGGCGGCACGUCCAGCUGCCAGUGCGGAUGAUCGGCGACUUAUGUGCGAGUUCUGCGGCUAUCGGACGGCCAUCCAAUGGAAUCUGCAGGUCCAUCGGCGGCGACACACCGGCGAGAUGCCCUUCAGUUGCCAAACCUGCCAGGCGCGAUUCCCGGCCAGCUAUCAGCUGAAAAGCCAUCUGGAGCGGCACAUGGACGCCGGUGAGCGGCGGCAGCGGCACAUUUGCACCGACUGCAACGUGGGCUUCUCCAGCUCGCGGUCACUGUACCACCACCGGACGCUCCACGAGGAUGGGAAGCGGUUCAAGUGCUCCCAGUGCGACAAGUCAUUUGCCCAGGCGGCGGGUUACGCCCAACACAAGCGGAUGCAUCGCCAGAGGAACGAACGAGCCACUGAAACCACGGAUCUGCAGGAACUGCAGACCAGGAGAAAGCUUACAAGUGAUUUUUAAGUUUUGGUGCAUAUUCAAAUUUGAAAAACGGAUAACCGAUUCGUAUUUUGACUAAAGUGCUUACUAAUA
Drosophila santomea is the source of this 536-nucleotide messenger RNA. Its product is annotated as zinc finger protein 675. Gene Ontology annotation, biological process: regulation of transcription by RNA polymerase II. Gene Ontology annotation, cellular component: nucleus. The transcript has a single exon. The record is from RefSeq and is a predicted model, not a curated record. Gene Ontology annotation, molecular function: DNA-binding transcription factor activity, RNA polymerase II-specific; RNA polymerase II transcription regulatory region sequence-specific DNA binding. The coding region runs from base 12 to 467 and encodes 151 amino acids. NCBI's taxonomy places the organism in Eukaryota, Metazoa, Arthropoda, Insecta, Diptera, Drosophilidae.